This is a messenger RNA of Microplitis mediator, 638 nucleotides long. RefSeq lists its product as uncharacterized. Bases 191 to 577 code for a protein of 128 amino acids. The transcript is spliced from 2 exons. The record is from RefSeq and is a predicted model, not a curated record. Lineage: Eukaryota; Metazoa; Arthropoda; Insecta; Hymenoptera; Braconidae. Gene Ontology annotation, molecular function: sequence-specific DNA binding.
AGGAGAACGAUCGCUAUAGGUUUCCUCGCCGUAUAUGUGUCCUAAAAAAUGAGGCAAUAUCGGGUACAAUAAUUCUCCACAAGGGCGGCGGUACUGUUCGGGAGUUCAGAUUUUUGUAUAUGUGUUUUUGUACUCACAAGUAGUGUUGUUUAAUAUUUAUUCUGUUAUUAGUUAUAAAUAAAAGUGAGAUAUGGUUAAAUAUUGCACUGUGGUGAGUUGUACGAAUAGCAAAAACAAUAAAAAAGUAAAAAAAGAAUUACAACUACAGAAAAAUUCUAUGUUUACAGUACCUAAAGAUCCUGAGAUUGUCCGAAAUUGGAGUCAAAUAUUAGAACAAGAUUUAGUUUUUAGUUCAUUCAUUUGUGAUAAGCAUGUUGAUGAGGAAUAUAUUUUAAGAAAAGAUGUGAUAAAUAUCCCUGGUCAAGAACCGUACGUAUCAGAGAGGAAAAAAAUAACUCUCAAACCUGGUGCCAUUCCUACAUUAUAUAAAAAUAUCAACGAGACGUCACCUUUAAUUAAUGUGCCGGUUGAUGAAACUGUAAAUGUGAGAGCUGCUGUCAAAAUUUUAUUAAUUUAAAUUUCAAAUAACUACUAUCAAGUAAUAAUUUUAAAUGUCAUUGAACAAGAAAAUAUCGUAA